GCUCCGGGGGCGGAGCGGGAGCCGGGCCGGGCAGAGGCUGCGCGGGGCUUCCGGGUAGCGGAGCCGAACCAUGCCGUUCCUGGAGCUGGACACCAGCCUGGCGCCCGGGCAGCUGCCGCCGGGGCUGGCGCAGGACCUGUGCGCGGCCGCCGCUGACAUCUUGGGCAAACCGGCGGAGCGGGUGAACGUGACGGUGCGGAGCGGGCUGCCCAUGGUGCUGGCGGGCUCGGCCGAGCCCUGCGCGCAGCUGCUCGUCUCGUCUAUCGGCGUGGUGGGCUCGGCGGAGCAGAACCGGCGGCACAGCGCCCGUUUCUUCGACGUGCUGACGGCGCAGCUGGGCCUCGGCCCCGAGAGGAUUAUCAUCCGCUUUUGCCCACUGGAGCCUUGGCAGAUUGGCAAGAAUGGAACAGUCGUGACAUUCCUGUGAUUCCUUGAAUUGGAGCAAAGCAAUUGAUGAAGACAACCCAGAGAUGAUCAGCUCCAUCCAUCUCCUUGUUUCACCUUAUGAUCAAAUCUGUGUUGCUCUGCACCUUUACCUGUAUAAUUCACUUUUGUCUUUGCAUCCCAUGCACACAAAUCUGAAGAGUAGGGCAAUCAGCUGUACUGGUUUUACUAAAAUAGUUGAAGAUCUUUGUCUCAAACCUGUCUUGUAGCCCAAAGGCUCUCCCAGUGCCUUUGCAGCUCUGGUGAUGACUAUAAUAUGGGCUUAGACAAAGCUGUUUUGUAGCAGCAAAAAGUUUAAUUCCAGAACACUUUUGACGUUACUGAGGACCAGAAUGGUUCUCGGGUUCAUCCAGUUGUCCUCAUACUUUGCAAGGCAGAAAGAUCUUUCUGUUUCUCUGUGGCAGCAGAAGGGUCCCAGCCUGGCUAAGAUGACCUGAGAGUCAAAUUCUCUUCUCUGACUCCUUGAAAGUCCUUACCAGAAAGAGGAGGGAUUAUUGAAUGAGAAGUUUAUGCAUUUAUAUAAUACAUAUAAUUGUUUGUUAAGGCUCGAGUCAGAUCUUGUGCUCUGCACUCACUGUAACCUGCAGUGGCUGCUCCUGCAGCCUGUUAAUUGUCCAUCACGGCUGACUGUGCUGAUGGCAGCGUGCACAGCUCUGCACAAGGAGUCACUGGUGAAGAAUUGUGCUGUGCCACAGGAAAAUAUUUUGAAGUUUCUGGUACUGCCAGUUUUAAUUCCUCUUAUUCACCCAAUUCAAUAUACUUCUCACUGUGAUGUUACAAGAGGUUUUGGGAUGACACAGCACCUCACUGUGUUCUCUGGCUGGUGUUUUCAGCUCAUUGCCUUUGCAAGGAAGUGUUCUGGGGUUUUAGGACCCAUACACAUCCUUGCUUUGUAACUGGAAUACACAGGGUAUUUUGUGAAAAGAAAAACAUGGUACUUUUAUGUAUAAUGUUAUCUCAGCCUUCCUCUGAUAAUAAAAACUUUUAACAAUUUC
Molecule: messenger RNA, 1439 nt
Organism: Colius striatus (speckled mousebird)
Lineage: Eukaryota; Metazoa; Chordata; Aves; Coliiformes; Coliidae
Product: D-dopachrome decarboxylase-like
Exons: 3
Coding region: 71-427 (118 amino acids)
Molecular function (GO): phenylpyruvate tautomerase activity
Source: RefSeq, a predicted model, not a curated record